GCAACUGGUCGGGUAACAGUGCCGGAAACUAAUUGAAACCGAAACUGAAAAUACUUAGUUCGUAUUCUCGACUAAUAUAUCCGUCUAGAUUUCAGUUAUAUUUCACGUUUCCCACACACCCAACAGCACCGAAAAAGAAAAUACAAAUGGCCAACUUAAAACGCAAGAUGACUGUUGAAAUUGACCAGGAGUAUCUCAGCUGCACCAUCUGUCUGAGUAUUUUCAAGAAGCCAAGAAUUCUGCCCUGCCUCCACACGUUCUGUGGCAAGUGUCUUCAAGAUUACAUUGAUCAACAACCCGAUGCUUACGAGAAGAAAGGAUUCAGCUGCCCAGUCUGUAGAGAGUUUGUGUCCAUACCAAACCCAACUGGAGGUUGGGCAACUCAGAUGAAAGUUGAUUUCCGACUAGACGCCAUGACCGAUAGCAUGAAACAAAAUAAAAAGAAAGUUGAGAAAAACAGGGCUGAAGCGACUUUCCAGUAUACCAUAAACAGAAUUAGUACGUUGACCAAGUCUGUAGCCAGUCCAGCCUACAUAAUUCGAAAUUUACCAUGGAAUAUAAUGGUGAUGCCAAAGCUAGUGAAGGGAAAGAAAAGUCUUGGGUUUUAUCUACAGUGCAAUACUGAAAGUGAUUCCGAAUCGUGGUCAUGUGAAGCCAGGGCGGAGUUAAAGAUACUACCUCAGUGUUAUGGAAGGACAGCAUUUAUUCGUAGAACAGUGCACACGUAUAGCUCACAAGAAUAUGACUGGGGAUUCAGCAAUUUUAUCUCAUGGGAUGACCUGUUAAAUCCUGCUAAAGGGUAUGUCAAAGAUGAUAAUGUCCAUCUUGAAGUUCACGUGGAAGCGGAGGAACCUCAAAUGUAAUGCUACAUUUGGAUGUUUUAUUUGACGUAUGAAAUGUGAAAUUAAUAGCGGACCAGAGAAAUUUGGCUUUUUAUCCGAGGCUGUUAGAAUAACGUCAUACCGGCUGGCCGUCUGAUAACUGCAGUACGUUCUUCUUUGAUGACUCCAAGUGAUGAAAGAAAUGUGGUAGUAAAAAUCAUCAGAAUAUUUGACCAUAUAAUUAAUUGUGAAUAAACUUAUACUGACGUGUGAAGAUAACGACAACUUCAGUUACAUAUGCAUUGGAAACGUGGGGAGGCCAGGGGAAAAGUUUGGAAUCCAAAAGUUUAUAUCGUCCCGUUAUCUCCAAGCUGGAAGGUAAUUUAAUAUAUCGGGUGAUAAAAAAAAGUAUGCAAAUUAGAAUAUUGAAAUUUAAACAAACUUGUUUGUUUAUGCCAAGUAAUCAGCCAUAGUGGAGGAAUUAUCCAAUUACAAUUUAAAUACGGUAACAUAUCAGGGCCGUAACUAGGAUUUUUUGUGGGUUUUUUUUUUUGGGGGGGGGGGGGGGG
This is a messenger RNA of Gigantopelta aegis, 1390 nucleotides long. Its product is annotated as ubiquitin carboxyl-terminal hydrolase 7-like. The coding region runs from base 147 to 863 and encodes 238 amino acids. Gene Ontology annotation, molecular function: ubiquitin protein ligase activity; metal ion binding; protein binding. Gene Ontology annotation, biological process: protein ubiquitination. Lineage: Eukaryota; Metazoa; Mollusca; Gastropoda; Neomphalida; Peltospiridae. The record is from RefSeq and is a predicted model, not a curated record. The transcript is spliced from 8 exons.